Messenger RNA from Penicillium crustosum, 6303 nucleotides. RefSeq names its product MYB DNA-binding domain protein. Gene Ontology annotation, cellular component: Set3 complex. Gene Ontology annotation, biological process: regulation of transcription by RNA polymerase II. The record is from RefSeq and is a predicted model, not a curated record. The transcript has 2 exons. The coding region runs from base 1 to 6303 and encodes 2100 amino acids. Lineage: Eukaryota; Fungi; Ascomycota; Eurotiomycetes; Eurotiales; Aspergillaceae.
AUGUCCUCCCGAUUCCCCCCAUCGUCCGGGUUCAAUUCCCGUGACCGUUCUCCGCAGCGAUUUGGAGACCGUCGCCCCCCGGUUGGUCCUCGUGGUCCUGACGACGGACCUACACCAUUUGGUAGAGAUCCACCGCGUGGUCCUCGGGCUCUUGUUGAUUCCCCUCGUGGAGGCCAUUUUGGUGGUCGUGGUAGGGGUUAUGGUCGUGGUGACUUUCGUGACCGAGACCCACGAGACCGCGACCGAGAUCGUGACUUUCGAGAUAACCGUGAUGGACCACCCUUUCGCCGAGAUCUGGACCGGGACUGGGUUCGCCGCGAUCGUGAUUUCGAUCCCCGAGACAAUCGGAUUGGUUUUGGCCGAGGCCGCUCAAGAUCCCCGACACGCGACUUUCGGGAUAUAAGGGAGCUCCCAGGCCGCGAUUUUGAUCUGGUUCGGAUGCGACGUAACUCGAGGGAUAGUAUCAUAUCCGCAUCUUCGGGAGGCCCAGAAGGUCCCCCGCCUAAUGGUGGCCAUAUACACCGUGGAGGCAUGCGAGGACGCGGUCGCGGUGAUUGGGAUGGAGGCCGCGGUCGUGGUCGUCCACCCUUCCUCGAUGAUCGUGAUCUUUUCCGUCGCCGCAGUCGAUCCCGCGAACCGUGGCGUGGACGUGAUCGGAUGGUGGAUCGCGAUAGAGAUCGAGACAUGGACCGGGAUCGUGUAUUAGAUCGUGAUCGGAUGAUGGACCGAGAUCGUGACAGAGACCUUCCACGCCCGAGAGAUCGAGAUCGAGAAUUAGAUCGCGACUUGGACCGUCGAGAUCGCUUUGACCGCCGCGAAGAUUGGGACAACCGACGACCCGAUCGCGAGGACCGUGAUCGCCCAGUGGACUUUUGGAAACGAGACCGCCCCCCAAGUCGAGCAGAUAGCCGCGCAGCCAGCGGUUCAACCACUUCCUCACAUCCUCCUACAGCUCCCGGCCCUGGACCUGCACCCGCCCUAGGAGAUCGCCUGUCUGACCAUCCCCAAGUGGAUCAUGGUCGGAAACCUUCAACCAUUCCCAGCACUGCGGCUCUGGAACCUACGCGAGAUUCCGAGCGAAACGACCCAGUCGGUGUUCGAAGUAGUGCUAUUCGACCUGAUCCUAGUCGACCUGAUCCUAGUCGGCCUGAUCCUAGUCGGCCUGAUCCUAGUCGGCCUGAUCCUAGUCGGCCUGAUCCUAGUCGGCCUGAUGCUGUUCGGCCUGAUCCCGCUCGACCUGAUCCCGCUCGACCUGAUCCCGCUCGACCUGAUGCCGUUCGACCUGAUCCUAACCGACUGGACUCUGUUCGCCCUGAUGCUCGACCUGAUCUUACUCGGCCCGAUGCCGUUCGACCUGAACCUACUCGACCUGAACCUACUCGAUCUGAACCUACUCGACCUGAACCUACUCGACCUGAACCUACUCGACCUGAACCUACUCGACCUGAACCUACUCGACCUGAACCUACUCGACCUGAACCUACUCGACCUGAACCUACUCGACUGGAUUCUGUUCGCCCCGAUGCUCGACAGGAUUCUCCUCGCCUGGAUGCUCCUCACCCUGAUACUCGACCGGAUGCUCCCCGACCGGACGCCGUCCGCCCUGACGCCAUGAAGAGCCCUGGGCCUAUCACUCGGAACUCACCACCUCCAGCCGCCCCCCAGGUACCUGCCUUUGGCUCGGUGACUGCCCCCAUCACGAAUGCAUCCGUAAAUAAAGAUUCUUCAGAUCCACGCACGGAGCCUAUCUCUUCAUUCCACACAGAGAGAGACCGCUAUGAAGUUCCGCAACACCAGCCAGCCCAACCUCCUACAGGGCCCAAGGCGGAAAGGACUGAGAUCACACAGCCUUUUGAGCCUCGCAGCCGCCUUGAAGGACCCCGGGAGGCUGGAAAACAGCAAGUUGCGCCUCCUCGCCUCUCUAAACCGUCUAUCAAUUUCCCUGAUGGCUCACCACCCACUGCUCCAGCUGCAAUGACUCGACCAGACUCUGGGAUAGGACCGAACGAAGGAUUUGGGGCCGGGAGGUCGAACUCACUCACCUCUUCCCCCACUUUCGCACGAAUUCCACCUCCUGCUCCACGCGCAUUAUCCCGUGAGCCCUCGAUGUCGCCUCGAAUGAAAUCGUCCAACAUUCCAACUGGCCCUCGAGCAUUGCAAUGGAAGGCUCCCUCCCCUCGUGGCCGUAAAGGUAGUAAACAAUGGGUGCGACCUGGCUACGGCCGCACACCUUCUCUUCCUAAUGCACUGCCCAAACAAGAGCCUAUUGACGAGAGCGAAGGCGUUUCCCCUUCCAAUGAAGUCACGCGCUCUUUAUUACCACCUGAGACAGACGAGCCUGAGAGUGGCGAAAUUCUCCCCCAUGAGCCUGCGACAGAGCCCUCACCUGUUUCCCCAUCAUUGACCCUCCCACUCCGGCGCAGUUCAUCGGCCGCCGACAUUCAAACAGCCGAUGUCAAUGAACCCUCCGAGCAGGGCGGCACUGAUAAACCUGCCUUGAUACCAGACUUUGAAGGUUCAAGUGACGAGGAAGAUGGGGAGAACAUUGUUUUCACGCAAGAGUAUCUUGAUGAAAGAAAGCGGAUCUUUGAAAAGGAUAUGGAGUCACUCCGAGCAGAAUUGCCUCCAUCACCUUUGGAAGAUUCGGCUAUCGUUGCUCUUUUGAUUAAAAUCCAGCUACUUGGAAUGGUAGCCAACGAACAGACGGUUGAGCACCCUCCCAAACCUCGCGCCGAACAAGUGUUAGAUCGACCAGUGGAUCCUUUGCCUUCAGUAGAGGACGAUGAGGUAACCAAUCAUCCAAGCACUGAACGAGUGGUCUCUUUUGCUUCCACACUUCCUGGGCGCGAACCAGAGCCAAUCGUGGAAACUAUCAUCCCCCCCGUGGUACCCCCUGCUGAGGUUACUGUCGAAGGUCUUCCAUUCUUGCGGUCGGGUCCCCCAACGCCCAUCUCAGAUUUGGAUGUAUACCAUGAGAACAUUGCAACCCAAAAUCAUCUCAGAGACACGUUCAGCACAGAACUUUCAAAGGUCCAAGCGGAGGCUUUCAGGAAAAACACACUUCUUAGGGAUGAGUAUGUGUCUCACUACAAGCUCUGGCGAAUGGCUAUUUGGGAGCUCGAUCGUAUGAAGGACAAAAAGUCCAUGACCCCCGGUCCAACUUCUCUCCCAGCGUCCACGGCUCCAACUACUCCGGCGCCCAUGCCAGAAGGCCGUGAAGGUCGUCGAUACAAGGGAAACAGUGAGCUCGAUUUUCUCAAUGCUUUGAAGGCCUCCGAAAUCUCCGCCCAAGAAGAGCUUGAACGUCGACGAAUCAAGAUGGCUACUGCUCGGCCCGACUUGGGCCGUGAAGCAAUCAUUCCGAAUAUGCUCGAACCGCGGGAGGUAAAGGCUCGCAUCUACAAAGAUGUGAACAACACCAUUGAGUGUGACAGGGCUCUGGAUGUUUUCGGCUUUGUGCCGCCCCCUAAUGACUUCACCCCAGAGGAGCAUAUCAUCUUUACAGACGCUUUCAUGGCCCAUCCAAAACGGUGGGGCAAAAUUGCCGAAUCUUUGCCUGGUCGAAAUUUCCAGCAGUGUAUCGUACACUAUUACCUCACCAAGGAGGAGAUUAAGUACAAGGCCAAGCUCAACCAGCGCUGGAGUAAGCGGGGCAAGGGGACUCGAAAGGGUCCACGACCGAAGUCCAACGCCCUCAUCGCAGACUUGGGUGUGGUAAAACCUGAUUUUGUUGGGGAGGAGGAGCCUCCAGCUGUCACAGACACCGGUCGUCCACGACGCGCAGCCGCGCCCACUUUCGGGGAUUCCGCCGAGGCAGAGAGCGCGCCAGUUGGCCGUCGGGGCCAACUUGGCAAGGACAGCGAACCAGUGGAAAGAUCGUCGACUCGGCGUGGCGGACGGGGCGGAGGUACUCGCGGUGGACGGCGCGCGAAGACCACUGCUCAACCGGAUCCGAAGGCCCAGGUUGCAGUGCCACAGGGUGAUCCGCCUCCGAUUGUACCGCCAGCAUCACUUCAUCCUGGAAGCGAAAUGGAAUUAGCCCCAGAUCAUAUCUUGGAAGGGUAUGAGGCCAGGGAACGAGAGCGUUCCGAAAAAGAAUCCUUACCGCCAAUGCCACGAGGCAGGGUGGGACGCGGGCGAGCGAAAGAAGGGGUUUAUGUCUUUGAGUCUACUGAAGUUGAACCGCCUCUGGCGGCUAAACAGCUCGAGACGGGGUAUGGCUCCUUGCAACCAACGAGUUACUGGUCUGUACCGGAGCAGCGCGAUUUCCCAGCCUUGCUGGGACAUUUUGGUCGCGAUUUCGAGGGUAUCUCGGCCUGGAUGAAGACCAAGACAACGGUGAUGGUCAAAAACUUCUAUCAGCGCCGCCUCGACUCGGGCCAGAAAGACUUUGAGUUGAUUGCAACGGACGCAGAGGAGAAAAAGGCUCGCGGUGAAGCCACAGGACCGCUUCCUGUUCCAAGUGUUGCGCCAAAGCGACGAUACGAGGCCACUCCGUCUUCUAUUAUUCCUCGUCCACUUGCCCCCCAUGGGGAUCCUAUGACUGAGAUCGAUGAAAUACGAUUCCCUAAAGGCAAGCCCGUUGGUGUCUCACCGCAGCCUAUGUCCCUGCAUGGACGACCUCCGUCCGACAAGGACCGGAAUGCCGGUCGCUACCAGCCACUGGCACAGGCUUCCGCUGCUUCACCAGUGCCCUCUACCGCAACUCUAAUUGAAGAGUCGACUCGCGCGAUUCGCGCGCAGGGAGGUCCAUCCCACCGCAUCCAAGGGGGCCCACGCCUUGGGUAUUUUACAGAGGAAAGACGAGACUCUUCGACACUGCCCCAUGCCACUUCUCGCUCGCAAGAACUACCGAUUUCCUCGCGCCAUCCUGGCUCCAUGCCAUCGGAUAUGACACGAAUGGAACCUUUGUCCGCACAGACCUACAUGCCCACGCAGCAGCCAACUUCUCUCCUUUCAUCGACCCACUCACGUCACCCCAGCUUAACACAGCCCCCCGGCUCGCCAACCCAGCAGCUUAGACCGGAACUCGACAUUGCGUCUGUUCACCGCGAUCCCUUUGCCCAAAGACCCUAUUACUCGCUCGCAGGCCAACCUAUGGGGCUAGCCCAGUCGCCUCGCCCUGGGUUGUCCCCAGUGAAGGAUGUCCCUCGCCCAAGUGCUACUCCUGCCCCAGACGCAACUCGUCAAGUACCUGCCAAACGAUCUAACAUCAUGAGCAUCCUCAAUGAUGAACCUGAAGAGCCCCAGCCGCGAAAAAGAUUUGCCGGCGAGCAGACUCUGUCUUCCACUGGCGCAACCACAGGCAUAAAUCCAAGGCCCGUAUACCAGGCCAGUGGACCCCCUCGCCAUGAAGACACUAUUAUGUCAGGUAUGCCACAAAAGCCUUCUAGUUACGCUCAGCAAACCCAAUAUCAGCCAUCGUCUCGCUACCCAGAGUAUCCUGGCUAUGGGCCCCCUCAUGGUGGCUCGGGCACGUCAGCCAAUAAUGACUGGAUGGCACGGUUUGAUCCACGAGCGCAACAAACUCCACCGCAGCCUCAAGCCCAAUCCCUGCCACCACAGCAGCAGCAACGCGGGCGCCAGGGUUCUUAUUCAUCUUACGCGGCAACCCCGAGCCAAUCUUCCUUGACAAAUCUUCCCGCGCCAUCCCCAGCGCCGACUCCCCCGCCAACAAAUGCCUCUCAACGAUCGGCCUAUCCCAACGUCUUCUCCCAAGCCUCUGCUCAACCACCCAUGGCCUCUGGCUCCCGAGAUAUGGCCUCACAGCCGGCUUCCUAUCGACAAGCGUCACCUGGCCCGCGUUCUAGUAUGGCAUAUGGAUCGCGACAAGACCCACCAACGCCAGCACAGUCUUCGGCUAGCCUGUAUGGUAUGCACCCGCGUCAGUCCGCAACGCCAAAUCCAGUCCAGCAACACAGCUAUCAACAACAUGUGCAAACAAUGGUCAGUGGGUCACAUCAGCCGCAAUCCCACCGCUCAACACCGGUCAACCUACCCAAUGCUUCUUCCCAGUACGGGCACAACACUCCUCCUCCCCAGUCCCAAGCUGGUCGGUCAAUGGCAUCGCUGGCGAGCCUCGGUCGUUCAUACACUCCUCCAUCGGCUCUGCACCCCUCUAUGAGCGGAGGCACCAUCGGCGGCUAUGCUCCCCAGUCAACCGCGCCCGGAUCGAUGCCACCGCUCCACCAACGACCCCCAGGAUCGCUUGGUGACACUGUCUCCACCCCGACACAUCACCGUGUCUACAGCCAUGGGUCGGCGCAAGGCGGGCUACCGCCGCCUUCGCAACCUCCUCGCUAG